UGUGACAUGAUAUGAAAAGUUUAUCUUUAGUUUAAAUUCCAAAUUUAAAGUGUAUAUUGAAAAUUGUUACAUUGGUGGUUAUAAGUAGUUUUACUUUAUGAGUAUAAUAUUGGCUAUUUUGCGAAGAAUUGUUGAAAGAGGUUAGUCAAUGGUUAUUGCUAAAGAUUAUUUUUGAAAAAAUUUCCUCUUUCAUAGUUAUGAUUUUAAAAACAACAAAAAUAUUAAUUUUUGAGAUAAGUUAAAAAAUACAGAAUUGAGGAUAACCAUCAUUAUGGCUGACGAUAAAAUACAAUCAUUGGGAUUGGUUGUUCGUGCUCUUCGAAAACUUGCAGAAAAUCAUAAACCAACUCCAAAGCAAAUUUUAAAUUUUAUGGCUCAAAAUUAUAAUAUACCGAAGGAAAGAAUUAAAAGACAGUUGGGCUCAAUAUUGAAACGAUGUAAAGAAUUUGGAAUUUUGAAGAGGACGUUUGGACAUAAAACACCUGUAAUCGAUAAACCGGCUUGUUGUGACUGUAAAGAUUGCGUUGGAAAUUGUGGAUAUUGCAGCAAGAAGGAUAAAGGUGCAAUGUCUCGUGGCAAAGAUAAAAGAAAAAUGUGUAAAGGAUCAAGGCGAAAAACAAUGAAACGUCAAUCAUGCAAAACAAAAUCACGGAAGUCAAAGGGUUCGAGAAGAAGUUGUUGAAUGAGGAAAAUAAUGAAACUGUCUAAUCAUUAAAAUUCCCUACUGUGUAUUGUAAAUCACAUCAUUGACGCAUAUCUCGCAUAAUAUGUAAAAAAAAAAUAAUACUCUUUGCAAAAUUUUGUCAAUUAGUGAAUCUGUUUUACAUUUAAAACGAAUAAAUCUAAAAAUUCAAUUAAUUUUAUAAAUAAUAAAUGGAAUUCGGAGAAGUUUCAAGAAUAAAUUGUGUGCGUAAAUAUUUGUGAAUAAAUUUCCUUUAGGUUCGUCAGAAAACCCUCGAGAUUCAAUUUUGCAUCUUGUUUGCAUUAGAGUUUGAAUAGGGAAGUGUUGACAUUUGAAUUUAUGUAUAGUGAAAAAUCGAUUGGAAGCUAGGCGGCUGAAAA
Leptopilina heterotoma is the source of this 1062-nucleotide messenger RNA. RefSeq lists its product as uncharacterized. NCBI's taxonomy places the organism in Eukaryota, Metazoa, Arthropoda, Insecta, Hymenoptera, Figitidae. The transcript is spliced from 3 exons. Bases 272 to 682 code for a protein of 136 amino acids. The record is from RefSeq and is a predicted model, not a curated record.